This is a messenger RNA of Herpailurus yagouaroundi (jaguarundi), 2487 nucleotides long. RefSeq names its product transmembrane protein 95 (gene TMEM95). Lineage: Eukaryota; Metazoa; Chordata; Mammalia; Carnivora; Felidae. The record is from RefSeq and is a predicted model, not a curated record. Gene Ontology annotation, biological process: fusion of sperm to egg plasma membrane involved in single fertilization. Bases 1391 to 1960 code for a protein of 189 amino acids. The transcript is spliced from 7 exons. Gene Ontology annotation, cellular component: sperm plasma membrane; acrosomal membrane.
GUCUGGCUCGGUGCUAAUCCUGGGAGGGGCGGGGAAGAUCCCCUGGCUUGCUCUUGCGUGAGGCUGGGGGCCUGCAGUGUCUCCCCGUUGGAGCUCAGUAUUUCAAGGGUCUAGAGAAAUAGGGACAGCUCUCUGCCCAGGCUAGGCCUCGCAGAACCCUGGGGGGGACACCGAAGUGUGGGAGAAAGGAGGACUUUGAACUGCUCUGAUGUGGUCUCCUGGACCGUGGCUUCUCCUGCGGCUGGAUGGCCUGGCCAGGCCUGACAGAAGACAGACCAGAACAUUCUGGAAUAUGGGAAGGGGGAUCCUUUGCUCUGUCUCAAGUCACCUCCUGAAGGAGACAGAGAGGCCACACCCCACCCCACGGUGGCCUAAGGGAGCUAGGAGAAUCCCCAUUUACUAUGGGGCUGGAGCCCCACACUCUAGAAAGCCAAGUUUUUAAAGGACCCUCCAUUGAUGGUGGAGCUGGCCUUUGGGAAGAGGGUGGCAUCUUCUUGGGCCUUGGCCUUACUGCCUUCAUGUGUGCACGCGUGUCAGCCAGAGCGUCUGAGCGACGUCUGGGCCUCUCACAUCCAGGCUCCCGUCCGUGUGACAGUCUCUCCGUGGUCUCUGCCUGUGCAGGCCUGUUUGGGGUUGCCCAGCAACUGCUUUGGCGCUGGGUAUGUCUGCCGUAUGGGUGUGAGUAGAUUGAGAAUUAGUAGUUGAAUCACGAGGGUGUGUGUGUGUGUGUGUGUGUGCACACAUGUGUGUUCGCCUCCCCGCGUAGGCACGAGGGGCCUGUGGAAGCCUGGGUCGCCAGGGGCUUCCUGGUGAAAGGUAAGAGAAGUCACUGGGCCCCGCCGGCCCUUGGAGGCCUGUGUAGAACUCUUGGUUGCUAAGGCAACCGUGGGCAGGUUGCUAGGAGAGAGCUGGGAAGGCCCAAGGCGGCCCAGGGCAGAGGGGAGAUGAACAGAGGAGGCCGGGAGGGUUGGAGGAGGAUGUGGUUUCUGGGUCCCCGAGGGAUGGGAUCUUCACUCACGAGUUCUUCACGGUGGGAGGCGGGGGGGGGGGGGGGGGGCGGACUCACUCGCUGUUUAUCGCGGGCCACGAACUUACAAGAAGAAAAAUAAAAUUGCUUUUUGGAACCUCAAACUUGUAAAGGCUGCUGCUGAGGGCCAGGGUGGGGGUGGGGGGCACUGCCCCCUUUGCAGCAGAAGCCCUGCGUUCUCUGCCCAGUCUUCUUCUGGCCCCCAGUUCCUUGGGCCCCUGCUUUGCCCUAGCCAGAGAUGGAGCGGUGGUGCUGUUCCAGAAUGCUCUAGAACCCCGAACACCGGCUGUUCCAGAACAGUCUAGAACCUCCGGGCAAAGGGUUGGAUCCAGGAUCGAAGCAUUCCAGGCCUUCCCAGCCUACAUGGGGCCAGCCUCCCUGUGCCACCCGCUAGCGGGCCUCAUGUGGACGCUGGCACUAGGUGGGGUCUUCCUGGCAACCGCCCAGGCCUGUGUCCUCUGUCACCUCUCAGACCGUGACCUGUCGGGCCGCCUGGCUCGACUCUGCAACCAGGUGAAGGCUCGGUGGGAGACCUGUGAGGCCUCCUGGACCUUCCCGGCCUUUGCCUUAGAUGAGGUGUCCACGAACAAAGUCAUAGAGAAGACUCACAGAGUCCUGAGGGUCAUGGAGAUCAAAGGGUCUCCCUCCUCACUCUCUUUAUAUUGGCAAUGGCUGCAAAAGGUCAAGUUUCCCGAGUACACCAGGGAAGCAUUCUGUGCUCCCGCCUGCCGGGGCAGCACCGUCCUGUACAACUGUUCCACCUGCCAGAGCUUUGCCGUGCGCUGCUGGCCUCUAAAGCGCUGCCUCCCAGGAAGUCACGAUCUUCGGGAAGCCAGGAUUCUGCUCCUCUCCGUGUUCAUAACUGUCCUGCUCCUGGGCGUCCUGAGCCUCGUGGUGGAGUCCAGACACUUCAAAGCAAAAAGUGACAUGUGAAGACAGCCUCCCAGCCCCCACGUCCUUUGGAAGGGACCCGCCAGCCCCUCACUUCCAAUCCCAAAGGCUCAGCCUUCCAGACCCUAAACCCAGCCGCCUCCGUGAUCCCAGUGUCAGAUGGCCUCCAGGGGCCCAGGCACCCACAGCUGGAAAGUUCCUCCCCUCCGGCCCUCAACUAAUCAGCCAGAAGCAGUCACUGAUUCCAGGAAAAUGUCUACAGGAGGAAAGAACCCCCUCCACACACACACACACACACACACACACACACACACACCGCCGCCCCCACACCCCCUUCUGCCUGUUCUCGGAAAGCGGGGGCUGUUUGCCCCAGAAGCUGCUCUUGGCCCUCCUCUGACUGAUUGGGAAUCCGGGAACGAGGGUUCUGGAAAACUCCCUCCCUUUAGAGUGGCGACCACAUCAGUCAGCCUGCUGGCAUGCUAUCCCUCCAUUUAACAUUGUGAAGCCUUGGCCUCCCACAGAGGCCUCCCUCCUGCCAAGAUCAAGUAAACCUGCUUUUCAGUGGCCUC